This is a messenger RNA of Coregonus clupeaformis (lake whitefish), 625 nucleotides long. Its product is annotated as checkpoint protein HUS1-like. NCBI's taxonomy places the organism in Eukaryota, Metazoa, Chordata, Actinopteri, Salmoniformes, Salmonidae. The record is from RefSeq and is a predicted model, not a curated record. The transcript has 5 exons. The coding region runs from base 24 to 467 and encodes 147 amino acids. Gene Ontology annotation, biological process: mitotic DNA replication checkpoint signaling; meiotic DNA integrity checkpoint signaling; nucleotide-excision repair. Gene Ontology annotation, cellular component: checkpoint clamp complex; nucleolus; site of double-strand break.
UUGAACGUCGCAACAAAAUAGUUAUGUCAGUUAGAAUAAUAUUGAAUAUGAAGUUCCGAGCAAAAAUGAUUGAUGUUGGUUGCCUUAAUCAUUUCACACGUGUGGCGAAUACCAUCUCUAAACUAAUGAAGACUUGCAUCCUGCGACUCCAGACAACCUAUAUUUUGCAUUGUCUGGUAAGGUGGCCAGUGGAGGAGUCGGCAUGUGGUGUGAGUUCUCAGGCCAACUUAUUUCAGUAUCAGCCGGAAGGUGUGGCGCCCGAUGCUAAUGAGAUCUGCCUAGAGGUGACUCCCGAGAACCUGUCCAGGGCUUUGAUAACCUCUCAGAAUGCCAAGUGUACGAAGAUCAAGCUGACCAAGAAGCACUGUGUUUGUCUCACUCUCGCUGCAGAACUGCUGACACUUUCCAGCGUCAGUCGAGAUGUCACACAUGACAUCCCGGUGGACGUGAUACCCAGAAGGCUUUGACACGACUUCAAAGAACCCAGCAUGCCAGACCUUGACGUGAUGGAGGCCAACCUGAAUGGAGAGAUGAACCUGAAGAUUGAAACUGACUUGGUGUCUGUCACAUUUACGUCAUUUAGCAGACGCUCUUAUCCAGAGCGACUUACAGUUAGUGAAUACAU